Fusarium subglutinans is the source of this 2508-nucleotide messenger RNA. Its product is annotated as acetate kinase. The record is from RefSeq and is a predicted model, not a curated record. NCBI's taxonomy places the organism in Eukaryota, Fungi, Ascomycota, Sordariomycetes, Hypocreales, Nectriaceae. Gene Ontology annotation, molecular function: acetate kinase activity. Bases 1 to 2508 code for a protein of 835 amino acids. Gene Ontology annotation, biological process: acetate metabolic process; phosphorylation. The transcript has 7 exons.
AUGUCGUCCUCGGGCUCGUCCUUUACUUCCUCGUCGCUCGGUCGCCCACCAACAUACGGACGAACAUACGUCAGUCCGGUUGAUUCAACCUGGACUCCCACCUCCGGCAUAUCAACCAUUUCUGCUCCGACCACCGAGGGGUCGGGAACUGGCACCUCGGUACUCGAUUUGGGACCCCCGGGUUUCCAGGCAACAAUGUGCGAUUCUCCCGACCCGCUGCGAAUCCUUUUUCAAGAUACUCCCGACGAACGAGUCGUUUACUUGGGGCCUUGGGAAGUGGUGGGUUCUGAGCAGCGCCGUGUUCUAUGGCAGGGCAGCUACCAGAACGAAUUGCUCGAACACUUCUUGCCCUCCGAUACACCCUCCGACAUAUAUCCUCAUACGCUCCACUCGCGUCAUCGCCCGUACUAUGACCCUUCGGACAUGGAAAGAUAUCUCACGUUUCAGGAACCUCACCGGAUUCGAUACACAACGGAUGAAGGUGUUUGUAUACAUGACCAGUACGUCACGAUCAGAUAUGAGUUCACGACAGUCGAGAGCUCUAUUCAAUUUCAGGGAGAUUUGCGCAGAAAGGACCUGGUUGAUUUCUAUGACGUCGACGUAGUCUGGACAAACGUCCAUGGCCGCACAGAUGGCUUCGGCAAGGUGAAAGGGAUCGGUGCGAUUCAGAGACUCAAGCUGUGGAGGGAUCGAUAUACGACUUUCCACUCCCUCAGCGUGUGCGCGAAUAAGACGGAUGGCCAAUACCGAGAGUAUGAUAUUCACUCGUUCGACGGGGAACUGCGCGGGCGGGACGACCGCGCAAAACAGCUUCGACUGAAUGCGUCUGGCAGGCGGCAUACUUCGGGCGAUGACCAGCACUCACACCGACGCUUCUCACUGCCGCAUCGUAUGCGAUCUCGAACCAGAACGAAUGAUUCCUCCGAGCCAAGAUCAUUGCAGCAGCCGACUCUCGACAUACGAUAUCUGGCCAUCCAGUUUACUGAGCGUCAAGGUCAAGUCCGAGUCAGGUGCCAUAUCAGUAUCUUCGACCAGUUGCACCACCGAGACGAGCCACAUGCUCGUGCUGCACAUCCAUCACUCACUACUGCUGCCACUGCUCCCCCGUUCCUGAUACACACUCAACACCAAAACAUUGACCCCUUCAAAGUCGCGCCAUCGGUCAUGAAGGUCAUUCUCGCCAUCAAUGCCGGCUCCAGCUCGGUCAAGAUCUCUGUCUACACUGCAGAUAAGAACGCAGAACCUUACCAAAUCGCAGAGGCCUCAAUUGGCGGAUUGACUGCCCCGCCAGCAACGCUUGCUUAUACGCGUCGCGGUGAGAAGGUGGUCAAGGCGAAAGAGGUCGCCGAAAGCGUCAAGAAUCAAGAGGACGCUUUCGACCUUCUCCUCAAGACAUUCAUUGAUGACGAUCAACUCAAGGAGAUCUCUUCAAAGGAGGACAUUGCCAUCGCCAGCCAUCGCAUUGUUCAUGGCGGAGACUAUGAUCGGUCGCAAGUCAUUACUCAAGAUGCCUACCACCACCUUGAAGAACUCAGCGACCUGGCACCACUCCACAAUGGUGUCGCCUUGAGCAUCGUCGAUACUUGCAUCAGCGCGCUACCCAAGACCAUCAACGUCGCCUGUUUCGACUCGCAGUUCCAUACAACUAUCCCUCCACACAUCUACACCUACCCCAUCGACCCAAAGAUCGCCAAGAGCAAUCGCUUGCGCAAGUACGGAUUUCACGGUAUCAGUUAUGCAUUCAUCACAAGGGCCGUGGCCCAGUAUCUUGAAAAAGACGUCGACAGCUUAAACAUGAUCGCUUUGCACCUCGGUAGCGGUGCCAGCGCCUGCGCCAUCAAGGGCGGCAAGAGUUGGGAUACGAGUAUGGGGCUAACACCUUUGGCGGGCCUUCCUGGAGCGACUCGAAGCGGCAGUGUUGAUCCUAGCCCAGGGCCUAAGGCCCAGAACCAUGCCCCACCGGAUGCAGCGGAAUGCUACUCUCAUCAGAUCAUACAUGAGAUCCGGAACCGAGGGGUGGGAUCAGGUCUCGUCUUCCACUAUGCCUCCGAUGUGGGGAAACUCUCCCCUGCAUCCACCAAACAUCUUCACAUUUCAAGGGCUGAAGAGAUCCUCAAUAAGGAGAGCGGCUGGAAGUCCAUGACGGGCACCACCAACUUUGGCGUAGUUGCCGAGUCAGACGAGCCCACCCACCGCCUAGCCUUUGAAAUCUUUGUCGAUCGCAUUGCCGGCUUUGUCGGCUCUUACUUCGUGACCCUCGAGGGUCGUGUCGACGCUUUGGUCUUCGCUGGCGGCAUUGGAGAGCACAGCGCCAAGCUUCGAUCUGCUGUCGUAGAGAGGGUUGCCUGCUUAGGCUUUGCCCUCGAUGAUGUUAGUAACCAGGAACCUAUCAAGGAUGUGGUCCAGGAACUCGGCAAACGCGAUGCCAGGCAGCGGGUGCUCGUCUGUCAGACAGACGAGCAGUUGGAGAUGGCCAGAUUAUGUGCAGAAAAGGAGGAUAUAUGGUAA